AUGAAGUCACCGAUACCGCCGAGGCCGACCGCUGCCCUUGAGGCAUAUACGACAGAAACUCAGGAAGGCCGGAUCAUAAAGCCAGUCAGAUCUAACGUUACUGGGAAGAUCGAGGACCGGACCACAACCUCAUUACUUUCAAGCUCAACGAUCCAGAAAACCCUAAGAACUGGAGCAAAGCGCGGAAAUGGAAAGGUAGCGGAGGAAUUCGACAUAGGGGAAAUUGUGGACCUCCUUACGAUUACAGUCUGUGGUAUUGGAUUCCAAAGUGUUGAGCCAAUGUCAGAAAUGUUUGGACGAAAGCCAGUAUAUGUCCCUACACUGUCGGUCGCUGUUGUCUUCUUGAUUACGGAGUACAUAGUGUCAGGAGCUGUGUGGGCGCUAGUCACGUUCACCGCCCCUGAGACGUCCACGGUUGACACCUAUCAACAUCAGGCUACUUCCGCGCUUGCCGCCAAAACCUUUCUACGAUCCAUGUCCUUUGGUUAA
Blastomyces gilchristii SLH14081 is the source of this 489-nucleotide messenger RNA. RefSeq names its product MFS multidrug transporter. The transcript has 5 exons. The coding region runs from base 1 to 489 and encodes 162 amino acids. The record is from RefSeq and is a predicted model, not a curated record. NCBI's taxonomy places the organism in Eukaryota, Fungi, Ascomycota, Eurotiomycetes, Onygenales, Ajellomycetaceae.